Molecule: messenger RNA, 1389 nt
Organism: Lachancea dasiensis
Lineage: Eukaryota; Fungi; Ascomycota; Saccharomycetes; Saccharomycetales; Saccharomycetaceae
Source: the annotation of a GenBank genome assembly
AUGUUUAGAGAUCAUCACUCGCUUUCUACAAAACUCGUUUCAGUGGUACAACACAACGACCAGCACGGGUCGAGCGUGCCACCAAUUUAUCAAUCGACCACUUUCAAAGUAGGGUCUCUGGAAGAUGGUGCUUCUCAGGAGUACGAUUAUACGAGAUCCGGCAAUCCGACUCGUACGGUGGUCCAGCACCAGCUGGCGAAACUGUACGGGGUGGAUGGCUCGCAAGCGUUGGCCGUCAGCAGUGGUAUGACGGCACUGGACAUGAUUUUGCGCAGCUUGGUGCUCAACAACAACGGCUCCGGAGUCCCCACAAUCAUCGCAGGCGAUGACCUUUACGGCGGCACGCAGCGGUUGUUGACACACCUGGCAAGCCGCAACCACGCGCGCAUCCUGCACACAGACACAACCAACUACGAGGAGUUUGUGAAGCUAUUCCAACGGCAGUCACGGGUAGCUUGCGUGCUGUUAGAAUCGCCCACCAAUCCGCUUUUGAAAGUGGCUGAUCUACCCAGACUCACCAAAUUUAUCAAGGCUGAGAACCCAGAAUGCGUGGUGGCGAUUGACAACACGAUGAUGAGCGGGUUGCUGUGUAACCCAUUGCAGUUCCAAUGCGAUGUGGUGUACGAGUCCGCAACAAAGUAUCUGAACGGCCACCACGAUAUCAUGGCUGGUGUGAUCAUCGCCAGAACCGCCAAAAUUGCAGAAGACAUUUAUUUCAUCAUCAAUUCCACUGGCUGCGGGCUUUCCCCCCUCGACUCGUGGUUGCUGGUCCGGGGUCUCAAAACACUCGGUGUUCGGAUGUAUCAGCAACAGCACAACGCCAUGGUGCUGGGACAUUGGCUGGAGAAUUCAUGCGGUUUUCGUAAACGCGCUCCCGGUGAUCUUACACUAACUCGCUACGUCGGCCUCGAAUCGCAUCCACAAUUCGAACUGCAUAAAUCCUUCAAUGGCGGGCCCGGUGCUGUUUUGUCUUUUGAGACCGGAUCCUUUGAGCAUUCAAGGCGCUUAGUUUCGUCGCCAAAGCUGAAAAUCUGGUCCGUCACAGUCUCCUUCGGCUGCGUUAACUCUCUCAUUUCCAUGCCCUGCAAGAUGUCACACGCCGCAAUCGACCCAGCGGUUCGUGCUCAAAGGGAGUUCCCAGAAGACCUAAUCAGGUUAUGCUGUGGUAUCGAAAGCAUUGCAGACUUGCAAGCCGAUUUGUUAGAGGCCAUGGUAGAUGCUGACAUUAUAGAGCUUCGAGAUGAAGGCAAAACCAUUUGCAACAAGCUCAAUGGGAAUGAGGCACCCAACACAUUAGGUCAAGGCGAACUUCCCAACAUUUAUGAGGAAUUCUUUGGACAAAAUGGUAUCAAAAGGCACCUACUAGCUACCAGCCGUGCAAAACUGUAA